GAACCGACCGGCGUUUCGGUGCGCGUAUUAGUCGCGAGAGGCAGCGGUGACGGGUCGUAGUCCUUACUAGUGUGGCGUAGUGAAACAGUUUUUUCGGUCGUCUUCUCACGUCCCCCCUUGUGUUCUAAAAUGAGCUGGCAGGAUUACGUUGAUAAGCAGCUGCUCGCAUCUAGGUGUGUUACCAAAGCGGCAAUUGCCGGACACGAUGGCAACGUAUGGGCGAAAUCCGAAGGCUUCGAAGUAAGUAAAGAUGAGCUCGCGAAAUUAGUGCAAAGCUUCGAGGAACAAGACAUCCUGACGUCGUCGGGCGUAACCUUAGCCGGGAACAGGUACAUUUACCUGUCGGGCACCGACCGCGUGAUAAGGGCAAAACUCGGCAAAGUCGGCGUCCACUGCAUGAAGACGACGCAGGCCGUAGUUGUCUCCCUAUACGAGGACCCCAUACAGCCACAACAGGCCGCGUCUGUCGUCGAAAAACUUGGCGAAUACCUCGUGUCCUGCGGCUAUUAGUAAACCUCUGGGGGACCCAACACAAAAUAUCUAAUAUUAAUGAUAAACGAUACGGUCGAUUAUUUUAAUGAAAAACAGCGAAAUGGAAUGCGCCAUUGUGCCGCACGAGUCGCGCCGGAACUGCCGCAAGCCCUGCCGCGCGACCUACGAUGAAGAUGCAACAACAACAACAACAACAGCUACAGCAACAACAAAAAAACACACAGCGUCGACAACAACACAGCAACCAAGUUUCAAUUAACUGCUCCGAGAGAGUUCAUCAUUCUCUCAUCUUCGACCUUUCUUUUUUUUUGUUUCUUAAGACGCGACUCCGAACACGCGCGCGUACACGCGUAAUAAUCCAAUACGUAAACAACAACGACGCGUCCUCUCCCUCCUUUUUUUCUCCGCUCCGUUCCUCCUCUCGUGCACACACGCACGCACGCGGAAGCGUUUCCCUCCUCGCGACCUCUCAACACCUUCCCCUCUUCUCGAGACGAGACACAUCGUACUUAAACGUAGGUACAAUCUUUUUCGUGUGAAAAUUCUUCGCGUCAAGAUGAGACGCGCGCGGCGAGAAAUUAACGAUGCAUCGAUGUGUGCGCGCGUAUCCGAUGCCCGCACAAGUUACACACAACUGCUCUCUAUAUCUCGCUCCCGAUCCGAAUCGGUGCACGAAACCAACGCAACAAAACGCCGCGCGUGUUCUCCUCCUCGCGCGCGAGUUACACGCCGUCGACGACGAUGGAACCGAUCGAUCGAUCGAUCGAUCGAGCAACAACCGGAUAUCAAUAUCGCGUAAGUCGGCGUAGACGGGCGUCAAAUGUCUGCGCGCGUGUCACAUCGGAGUGAUUCAACGUUUGCGAUUGGGAAAAAAAAAAAAAAAAAAAAAAAANGACAAACGUGGUCGUCGACAAAAAAAAAACACACGUGAGCGCUAUGAGUUUUUUCUUGCAGCACAACUUAGAAUAAAUUAUUCUUUUCUUCCUCGUUAGAAAGGUGUGCGCAAAAGUGUAAGCCGCGACAAACUGUAAAAAAAGUGUAAAUGUGUGCAAAAAAAAUGUAAAAAUUUACACGGAAAAAAACAAAUAUUACACAAUUGGUAACGAAAAUGUGCAAAAUCGUGUAAAUUUCCGUUAGCAAUACGUGAGUAAUAUUUUGUGUAAGAUUGCAAUUCGCGACGCGUGUAAUACCACGCAUAUGUGUCGAGCAAUUGGUCAGCAUUUUGAUUGCGCGCGUGCUCUUUCAGUAAUUUUUUUUUUUUUUUUUUUUUUUUCGUUCGACGGAAAAGAAUAAUCACUUCGUUUGAAGACGAACGCGUGACGGAAGCGACAGAUGAUUUUUGUUUUUUUUUUUUUGUCUCCGUAUCGCAUUACUUUACAACAUCCGCCUUGUCGAGCAACGGCUUCGCGUGCGAAAAUUCCGCGAACGAUCGAGCGAUCGAUCAACGGAUGAUGAUGUGAGGAGGAAGAACGAAGAGAGAGAAAAUGUUGAAAGCGAUGGAGAGAGAAAGAGGAAAAAAGAGAAAGUGAGAGAGAGAGAGAGAAAUCGCGACACUUUUUGUAACCGCCAAAACGCGGCGUGACGGAGAAACGAAACCACACAUACACAUAUGAAUUAAGUAUAAGAAGUAAUGAUAAUAAAUAAUAAUAAACUAUUGUGUGUUAGGCUUACAUUCUUUUUCGUAAAGCGCGAAAAAGCGAGCGAGAGAAAGAGAGAGAGAGAAAGAAAGAAAGAAAGAAUGAGGAAUGUUGUGUGGAAUGUCGAAUGCUGCUAGAAACUUGUAAGACAGGGAGAGAAAGAAAGAAUGUGUGAGGGAGUGAAAGUAUAAAACGAGAGAAGGAGAGAGAGUGUGUGCGAGAGAAAGAGAGAGAGAGAUAGAGAGAGAGAGAAAGAGAUCGAGCGAAUGAUUGCGGGUAAGUGAACGGAAAACAAUCUGAGAGAGAGACUUGAAACUGAUAGCGAGAUAAAAGAAGAAGUCAAGGAAUGAAGGGAACGAGAAAUGAGCGAGCGAGCGAGCGAGUGUGCGCGUGUAUGUGAGGGAGAAAGUAAGAAAGAAAGGGAAGCGAGAAGGUAGCGGAGGUAUAAUGAUGGCGAUAAUAAUAACGAUGAUGAUGGUGAUGUUGAUGAUAAAAGAUAAUGACAAAAUGCGGGCGAGCAUGCGGCAGCGGGUGAUACGGCACGGAUUGGCCGCAAUCCUGGCCGCCUCUCCCCCAUCCCCCUAAGAAUCGAUACGGUCCUUUUAGCUAUUUACUGUCUUUAUUAUUGCUAUAUGUAAGAAGAAUAAAAACAAAACAGCGAA
Molecule: messenger RNA, 2791 nt
Organism: Pseudomyrmex gracilis
Lineage: Eukaryota; Metazoa; Arthropoda; Insecta; Hymenoptera; Formicidae
Product: profilin
Exons: 3
Coding region: 130-510 (126 amino acids)
Cellular component (GO): cell cortex
Molecular function (GO): actin monomer binding
Source: RefSeq, a predicted model, not a curated record